Hyaloperonospora brassicae is the source of this 1134-nucleotide messenger RNA. The record is from the annotation of a GenBank genome assembly. Lineage: Eukaryota; Oomycota; Peronosporomycetes; Peronosporales; Peronosporaceae.
AUGGAGCUGUCGCUGCAAGACCAAGAAGACUGUCGCGACCUGACCAUGCAACUUCUUGAUCGUACGCUCUACGACUGCGAAGAACUCGGUCUGGGCACGACGCACACGGGGGGCCACGCCGACUUGGACAGCCGACGGUGGCGCAAGUUGCAGUCCACUGUCGACGUGUCGGUCUACGCCUACCGCACGCCCAGCAACGCCUGGCUCCCCGUCAUGAACCGCAACGACUGGGAACAACCAGUGGCAAUCGUUACGGUCGGGCAGCUCCACCGCUCGCUGGAUGACCUGUUGCUGGCGUUCCUGACGCCGACCGUCGCGACGAUUCGCCUUCGUGGACUGCUCAUGGGCCGACGGCCGGAACAGGACAUGGAGCUCGUGCCCAUUGUGCGCGCGAGCGAAUCGUCGCCGUUCCAGUUCUUAGGCGUCCUGCGCUUCGUCAAUACGCAGCACUGGCCCUUGACAAUGUUCGUCGGCCCGCGCGAGAUGGUCCUCACGCUCGCAACGGGCGAAGUCGUGACGGCCAACGGCCGACGCUUUGGCUAUGAGAUUGUGCUGUCCGUGCCCGUGUGCCGGAAGCACGCGAUGGCCCGCACCCAAGUGCUCGAGACCCGCGUCUUCUGGGAACAGCCCGACGGCACUGUCGGGAUGUACAGCAAACUCAUUGUCGACAUUCGCAAUCGACUGCCCGAGUCCGUGAAGCUCGGGAUGCUCUGCCGGGGCGUCCUGCGCUUCUGGAAGUUCAUUCCCCGGUGCAUUGCGACAAAGAAGUUGCGCUGGUGCCUCAAGUACAAACGCGUGUUGUUUCCCGACGUGCCGAGUCGAUUGCAAGUCAUGGGCGGAGGAGGAGGAGGAGGCAGUGUACGAAGCACUUGUGGCGGCUGUGGGGCCAAUCCAUUGACACUCGUGGACGCAGUGAGUCCUCGGAAAAAAGGAGACGAGAACCGAUGUGGACUCUGCGACGUGUGGCUCUGCUGGAAGUCGGCGUGCCGAACCGCCUGCCAAGUGAUGGCAGUGGUUAGCGAAGGACCGCUCGUGUGCGAGAAAGAGCUGGCGCUGUGCCCGCGAUGCAUAGCGUUUGCUGCGAACGUCAGUGCCGUUACGGUCGCGCGCUCGGAGCUCUUUGACGCACGUUAG